Molecule: messenger RNA, 4801 nt
Organism: Triticum aestivum (bread wheat)
Lineage: Eukaryota; Viridiplantae; Streptophyta; Magnoliopsida; Poales; Poaceae
Product: putative receptor protein kinase ZmPK1
Exons: 2
Coding region: 2147-4606 (819 amino acids)
Biological process (GO): recognition of pollen; protein phosphorylation
Molecular function (GO): ATP binding; protein serine/threonine kinase activity
Source: RefSeq, a predicted model, not a curated record
UUUGCUUCUUUCACCAUCCUGCAGGAGGUUCCUCCUAGGCUUGGGUUAACUAGACCCCGGCCUUUGUGGACAGCGUCUGUUGCGCUGUAGUAGUGUUUCUCUGCUCUUGAAGAAGAGGAGGCAUGGCUGUAGAGACUAGCGGGCAGAAUAUGUAUACAACUUGAGCACUUGUCAUCUUGUUGUGAAUGAUGCUCCUGUUAAUUUCUUUUGCAAACUUGCAUGAUCCUGCUACUUAUUAUUCACUGAUUUGGAUAUUUGUAAUGGGUUGACGAUAUCUCAAGUGUUGUGGCUGACUUUAGUGACUGAGAUCAACAAUAUCUCACAUUUGUAACACUGAACAAUAUUUACUUUGAACGGGCUAGACCAGGAUAUGCCUUGAUUCAAUUUUGGAUGUGCUAUUUGACGGGCUUUGUUGUUCGUGUGAUAUUUCAUUGACUGUUAAAGUUGCAGGACACGCAGGGUUGGUGAGCAGGGUACAAGGGGUGGAAAAGAAAUUAGAUGCUGCCACCUUGCUGGACAGCGACUGCCCCUGUUUAAAGCUGACUUGAUCCUUGAUAUUCUUGAAAUGUCACAAUCAAGCAUCGCCAUGCGGCUCUAUAUUCAUUGACGAGUCUCAAGCUCAGACAGAUGAACUAUUGUGUUGGACAAGAUGCAUCUCUCAGCUUGUGGACUUUUAAUCUAUUUCAGGUAACAAAGUCCAAUUAGUAGUCCCUCUCUUCUGCACUAUAUCGUUUUUACAAGUCUCAAACCUGCAUGUAGAUAAGAAGUAUUACAACCGUGGUUACUAGUGGAUUUAACGAAGACAACGGGAGUCUUGCUGUGACUCGCACAAAAUAGUAAUUGAUGAAAUAAUGCAGUAAUGGGAGAACCUGAAGCUUUGAGCAAACAACAAACAAGCUUCUGGUGCUCUCUGAAGUACACGUACUCGGGCAAGGGUUCCUAAAUUUGGUACUGAAGAAACUCCCAUCAGAUUUUUCUUCUUGUAUUCAUAUGCAUGGCUUUUCUAGGACAAUGCAUUCUUUCCGCUGAAGUUUCUUUCUUUCAGACUAUUCAACGAAGCUUGUUGCUGACAGAAAAGUGCAUUAGCUAGACUACUUAAUUGCUUGUCGUGUUUUUGUGUAAAAUUUAAACGUUGCAUAUGUUUUAGCUGAUAUUCAUGCUGAAUUAAAAAUUUAAACGCCGCAUACGUUAGUAUACAAAAUGUAAAAAUGUGAAUUACAGCCUUCUAUCCUUCAUUCAUUUCUCCGUUGAUCAGAGUUGUCUUACAGCAAAUGCUCAGGCAUUGGCCGCUGCUCCGAAGCAAUGUAACCUGUAAAAAUAUUGCACCUUUCAGAAGAUAAACAGGGGAAACUUUCAUUGAAAUCUGAAACCAAAGCAUGUAAAUUUAUAUUCUAACUAGCGAAACAGUUGGCCCCUGUGGGCAAUCCAUUGACACAUUUUGCUGUAACAGCAAACCACUUGUUCAGGCUGAUCAUGGGUUUCUGCUUGGCUGUGAAUUUGUCGCAGAUACAGUGGACGUUUGCUUCUUUGACCAUCUUCCAGAGGGUUCCGCCUAGGCUUCGGUUAACUGGACCCCGGCCUGCCUUUGUGGACAGCUUCUAUUGCGUUGUAACAGCAUUCCUCUGUUCUUGAAGAAGAGGAGGUGUUGUAACAGUAUAAAAUCACAAGUUAUGAAUACACGUUAACAACAAGCCAAGCUUCACUUUCUCAAAAGUUUGCUGAGGAGAGCGACUCCCCACCUGAAUAUUUCAUUGCUGUCCAAGUUGCGGCACACAGAAGGGGUUGGUGAGCAGGGGUACAAGGGGUUGAAAAGAAGUUAGAUGCUGCCACCUUGCUGGACAGCGACCGCCCCUGCUUAAAGCUGACCUGUCCUUAAUAUUCUGGAGAUGUCACAAUCAAUGGCCGCCAUGUGGCUCCAUGUUCAUUGAUGAGUCUCAAGCUUAGACAGAUAUAAACUAGUGUGUUGGACAAGAUGCAUCCCUCAGCUUGUGGACUUUUAAUACAUUUCAGACAAGAAGUAUUCCAACCAUGGCUACCAGUGGAUUGGACCAAGACAAACGGGGAGCAUCUGGAACUUCAUCGCCUACUCAACUCAUCCUCAUCCCGGUCCUGCAGGCAGCAGCUCAGAUAAUCUCUGCAACCAACCAUGGCUACCCCCUUUCUACCCACCCUGCUCCUAUCCUUGCUUGUUCUACUUCUACCAGCCGUGGGUGUUGGUGGCGCGGCACCUCCCGGCGGCGACGUCCUGGCGCUGAAAUCCUCCCUCGCCGUCGAGGAUCAUGAGACCAGCUUCCUGCGGUCACCUGACGGUACGUUCUCCUGCGGCUUCCACAGCAUCUACAGCGGCGCCUUCACCUUCUCCAUCUGGUACUCCGACUCACCUGGCGAAACCGUCGUCUGGAGUGCCAACCGCGGCCGCCCUGUGCACUCCAGGAGGUCAGCCGUCACCCUGAACAAGGACGGCAACAUGGUCCUCACCGACCACGACGGCACCGUCGUUUGGCAAACUGAGGGCGACCUCCCAAAUGUCCAGUAUGCUCAGUUUCUUGACACCGGGAACCUCGUCCUGAAGAACACAAGCGGCACCAUUGUUUGGCAGAGCUUCGAUUCGCCAACCGACACCUUCCUACCCACCCAGCGAAUCCCCGCCACGGCAAAGUUAGUCUCUACCAGCCGGCUGCAUGUUCCUGGUCACUACACCUUCCGUUUUAGUGACCAAUCCAUGCUGUCUCUCUUCUACGAUGACACCAAUGUUUCUGACAUAUACUGGCCUGAUCCUGAUUACCAGUACUAUGAGAAUAACAGGAACCUCUAUAACAGUACUCGGAUGGGGAGCCUUGAUGAUUACGGGGAGUUUUUCGCCAGUGAUUUCGCUUGGCGUCGGCCUCUUGUUGCCUCUGAUAGAGGCUAUGGGAUUAAGAGAAGACUUACCCUUGAUUCUGAUGGUAAUCUUAGGAUAUACAGCUUGAGCAAUGGAUCAGAUUCAAACAGGAGAUGGACAGUUUCAUGGGUGGCUGUCUCUCAGCCAUGCAUGAUACAUGGCAUGUGUGGUCCAUAUGGGAUCUGCCACUACUCCCCUGCACCAACAUGUUCUUGCCCACCUGGUUAUGCAAUGAGGAAUCCUGGCAACUGGACACAGGGAUGCGAGCUUACCGUAGAUACCAUCGGAUGCGGGGAUAGUGAACGGAAUGUGACAUUUUUGCGGCUUCCAAACACUGAUUUUUGGGGAUCUGAUCAGCAGCGCAUCAACAAAGUGUCAUUGGAGCGUUGUAUGAACGUAUGCUUGAGUGAUUGCACGUGCAAGGGUUUUCAGUACCAACAAGGAAAUGGCACAUGCUAUCCCAAGAAUCUUCUUUUCAACGGAAGGAGUUUCCCAACACCUACUGUGCGAACGAUGUACAUCAAGCUCCCCACAAGUUUCAAUGUUUCAAAUACCCCAAUUCCACAGUCCAAUGUGCUCAACACUGAAAUACAUCGUCUUGAAUGUGAUCAUGUGAGCAAAACAAUCAUAGAAUCAGUGCCAGACAUGGUUCGUGAAGAUGGCAGUGAUGAUCCAAAAUGGCUCUAUCUAUAUGGGUUCAUUGCUGCAUUUUUUGUCAUUGAGGUUUUCUUCUUCGCGUUUGCAUGGUUCUUUGUUCUACGGAGAGAGUUUAGGUCAUCGCAAUUAUGGGCGGCUGAGGAAGGCUACAAGGUGAUGACUAGUCAUUUCCGGAUGUAUAGUUACAGAGAGCUGGCCAAGGCGACUGAAAAGUUCAAACAUGAGCUUGGAUGGGGAGGUUCAGGUAUUGCCUACAAGGGAACCUUGGAUGAUGAGCGAGAGGUGGUCAUAAAAAGGCUGGAAAAUGUAACACGGAACAGGGCAGAGUUCCAGGAUGAGUUGCAUGUCAUUGCAAGGAUUAACCAUAUGAAUCUGGCAAGAAUAUGGGGGGUUUGCUCAGAGAGAUCCCAUAGAAUGCUGGUCUUGGAGUAUUUUGAGAACGGCUCAUUAGCUAACAUACUAUUCAGCAACAAAAUCUUGCUGCAGUGGGGUCAGAGGUUUAACAUUGCUUUAGGUGUUGCAAAGGGGCUGGCCUAUCUUCACCAUGAGUGCCUAGAGUGGGUCAUCCACUGCAACCUGAAGCCGGAGAACAUUCUGCUGGAUCAGGAUCUAGAGCCUAAGAUCACCGACUUUGGGUUCGCAAAGCUGCUCAGCAGAACGGGGCCUAAUCAGAAUCUGUCUCGGGCGCGAGGAACCUUGGGCUACAUGGCUCCGGAGUGGGUCACUGGUUUACCGAUCACAGCGAAGGUUGACGUGUACAGCUAUGGGAUCGUGCUUCUUGAACUAGUGUCAGGAACAAGAAUUCUCGACUUUGUUGUUGAUUUGGAGGAGGAUGUCCAUGUGGUGCUCAAGAAGUUUAUUAAGAUGCUUUCUUACAGGUUGGAAGGGGAUGAACUGUUGUGGUUAACGGAGUUUGUAGAUGUCGGACUGGACGGCAAUUUCAACUACCUGCAAGCGAAAGAGUUGAUCAGGAUAGCUGUUUCAUGCCUGGAGGAGGACAGGAAGAACAGGCCAACAAUGGAAUCAAUAGUUGAGAGCCUCCUCUCAGUUGAAGAAGCUUCAGUUUGAACUUUGAACAUAGUUGUAUCCUUGUGCAUAGGUAUUCCAUGUUAUGUAGUAAUUGAGUAAUAAAAUAGUAACACAUGUACUAGUUGUUCAUGUAUAUAUUCAGUCUUUUUGUUUCUGAAAUCGUUUUAGGACUUCUUAGUAGUUAUGAGAACAUACUGUAAAUCUGACAAUGAUAAUACCAAUGAGGUUGUCACA